This is a messenger RNA of Cercospora beticola, 1258 nucleotides long. RefSeq names its product acyl-CoA-binding domain-containing protein. The record is from RefSeq and is a predicted model, not a curated record. NCBI's taxonomy places the organism in Eukaryota, Fungi, Ascomycota, Dothideomycetes, Mycosphaerellales, Mycosphaerellaceae. Gene Ontology annotation, biological process: fatty acid metabolic process. Gene Ontology annotation, molecular function: fatty-acyl-CoA binding.
CGAAGGCGAGUGGAGAAUCCUUGUUGUACAUGCAUUCGCUCUGUUGCACGCGAUGGUCUCGUUUGCUGCCCGCCCAUCUCCAUCAUGCGCUGAAGUCGACGACGGGCGAAUCGCCAUCACUCAUCCGCGCGCCAUCCUGCCAUCCACCGCCCGUUCGUGAUCGGACCCGCGGGGCCAUCGCCGCUGCGAUAGAAUAAUCAACAUGGCCGACUCUGUGGACCGAGUCUUUGGCCAUGCCCUCAACACCGUCAACCGCAUUCGACCGGGCUCGCAAAAGCCGCCAUCAUCCGAUCGACUCGCACUUUAUGGCCUGUACAAGCAAUCGAUGGAGGGUGAUGUCUGCCUCAUAUCCGACCGACCCACGUCGCCCGGCCCUGGCUUGACCACAGACGCAUUGAAGAAAGAGCAAGAGAAGUGGGAUGCAUGGAAAGCAAACGAAGGCCUCGGCCGAACCGAGGCCAAGCGUCGAUAUAUUGAAAAGCUGAUAGACACGAUGCACAAGUACGCCUCGACUACUCCCGAGGCUCGCGAGCUGGUUGAGGAGCUUGAAUUUGUAUGGGACCAGAUCAAAAAUAAUUCUCAACCUUCCAGCUCCGAGCACUCCUCACCUCUGCAGACUAUUGAGCGCAGAGACUAUAUGCAUUCGGGAAGCUCUGGUGAGAAUGGCGCAGGGAGAUCUGAAGCCGCAGCUAUGAGUGGGGGACGAGAUCGGGUGAAAGGGCUCACCAUGCUGGCCCCUCAGUCAGAGGUUGAUGAAGAUGAUCUCGCGGACGAGGAAAGGGAAGAAUUUGUCGAUGCGCCAGUGUCACAAAUCGACGAAGGCGACCUGCAGCACGCCUCUGAAUCCGGCGGAGAACCAGAGAACGAUCGCUUUCGUGCCCCUCGCUCUCCAUCCUCACCGGCCGACAAUCGAUGGCGGAAGCGGAUUGAGUCCUCCCUGAUAAAGCUUACGACUGAAGUCGCAGCCCUGCGAGAGCAACUCGAGGCCAGACGCUUUUUCAGCUAUCAGCGAAAACACAGUUGGUGGGGUUGGGUAUUGAGAUUGAGCUGGUGGGCUGUCCAGCUCUUCGUCGCCGACGCCAUUAUCCUGUGGAUCGUCAUUCUUUAUAUGCGUCGCAAGAAGGAUCGCAGACUGGAGACCGCCAUCCGCGUCUUGCUUGGUGAUGCCGUUGCCCAAGCUCAGAGUGCUGUGCGGGAUGCAAAGAUGCCAACAUUGCCCAGUAUCACCAGAGGGCGAGCGAAAUCGCCCAAGGGCUGA